AAAGGGCAAGGCUCUCACGAGAGGAGGAAACCGGUAAAAGUUUGUCCACUGAUCGUCUCGCGCUCUGUUUCACCAUGCAGGUGUCUUUGGCGCUCGUGCAGUGUGGCGCGCGGCUGCUGCUGUUGCUGCUGCUGCAGGGAUGUUUCACAGCUGCGCACGGAUGGAGGGCUUUUAAAAAUGAUGCUACAGAAAUUAUACCAGAAUAUACAGAGGACACACAGCGACCCGAGGAGCGGAUACUGUCCGACAAUAGCACACUGAACCGGGCAAAAAACGGAGGAAGGAGGUCAUCGGCCAACUCACAUACUUAUGGAGCCUCUGAACUAAGCUGCAGGGAGUUGCGUUCUACGCGCUACAUUACCGACGGAUCUUGUCGGAGCGUCAAGCCGGUGAAGGAACUGGUAUGCUCCGGUCAAUGCCUUCCAUCCCAUCUGAUGCCAAAUUCAAUUCUAAGGGGAAAAUGGUGGAGAAGCAAUUCAUCCGACUACCGUUGCAUACCCGCUCACUCCCGCACCCAGCGGAUACAGCUCCAGUGUCCGAACGGACCGAACAGGACGUACAAAAUCCGAGUAGUCACCUCUUGCAAGUGCAAACGCUACACUCGCCAUCACAACCAAUCGGACCCCAAAGAGUCGACUUCCCAGAAGCCUCGGCGCAACAAGAAGCACACGCGCCUUCAGCAGGGACGUGGCCGGAGCAAAACACCUGAUAUUAACAGCAAUUCGUACUAAGGAGAACGUCCUUACUGUGUGUGAACUGAAAAACUCUCUCUUGCUCACAUACACACUCACACACACAUACGAACACACCUAUAUACAUGCGUACUUCCGAGACGGCAAUCCUCAACAGCAAGGGGAGGAGAAGAAAAAGGACUAAAUGAAUUCCCAUUCCCAAUGUAUUUCAGAUGUCUCACUGUUUGUAUGUGCUUUUGAGGCUAAAUAGUCCCAGUAAGAGAGAUGUUUGAUUACAGAACACUAGAGGACUAAUGGACUUUUGAGUGCUGUUGUGACAGAUUAGUUCAGGGAAUGUGAUAGCCGAUCACUUCAUGAAAUUUUUGAGGAAGGAUUAUUUCCUUAGGAACAACUCCCCAAACUCAUGCCUAAGCAGUUCAUUCCUAGUUUGAAGGUCAUUGAAAGUUUAAGCUAACCAAGGUCAAACUCUUGACUGAUCCAAACAUGUCUCUGAUUUGAAUGUUUAAAUACAAUAUCUUGCAUCCUCUUUUGGGAUACGGUGCAGCGUAUGAUUUGACCGUCCGAUGUGGUUGAGCCCUAGAGACAAGCUGCUGUUGACAGAUUGCGGAGGCCCAGAAUUCUUAACCUUGCUCAUUUAACCAACCCAUGAGUCCUCUUGACAGGUUGGGAGGCUGAGCCAGUCAUUAUGUAAGUUUCAUUUCCACAAGAAACUUAUCUGAACCUGCAGUACAGCCGUGUUACGGAGAGUUUGAAAAGUUGUCCCCAGAGGUCAAGAACCGCAAUCGGUAUUUCUGUGACUUGUCCUAAUUGCCAAAUAGUUCCAUUCCUGUGUUUAGGAUUUGAGUCAUAAAAAGCCAUUUCCUCUAGACAUGGUCAGUUCCUGUUUGUUAGAAGACCCGAAAAAGAGGCCCACAUGUGCGAGAAUCAGUUGCCUUGCGGGCAUAGAACUUUGCAUCGCCAUUCUUCAUGGAAACCAUUUGGAGAUAUUCAGCCAUCUGCAAUCACUAGCAGAUAUCUAAAUUGUUACCUACAUCCAUUACUAAACUUCUCAGUGAACAUCAUCAAUCCUGUGUCCUCAUCUGCUUUUUGACAGGAACGAUGAGACAAAUGAGAACAUUGAGGUUACUUGGCUGGAUGUUGAUAUUGCGCCGGAUAAAGAAAUAAGAGAAUGCCAAAUUGGACAGUUUUGUCUACAAACACGGCCAUUCCACAAUCCUGGCCCCGGUCCAUUUUGUUGAUUUGUGCAAAUCGUUCAACUAAAGAAAUUUCUGCUCAUGACUUCCUCGCCUCUGUUUUCUAAACAGUGCUGACAGGGUUUGCUUAUUUUUCAAUAGUGUAUUUGGAAUAGCAACUGGAAGGGAUUUUUCUAAUGUAAACACAGUUGGCCAUAAAUAGCAAUGUACAUACUGUACCUGUGUGGUCUUUUUUAGCGGUAUCCUCGAAAUGAAGGAGUGCUCGACAAAUAGAUCCACACCCAAAAGACUGUUACAAAGAAUGAACUGCAUAUAUUUAUUUUUUGAAUUUCACUUUUUAAGUUAUUUAUGCAAACUUUUUGUAGAAAAUAAUAGGCAUUAUUGUACUAUAUGUAAUUAUAGUGAAUUUCAUAAACAAAAAAAGGAUAACAUGAAUAAAGUUAAGCAAUGUAUAUGUGAAAAGAA
Molecule: messenger RNA, 2350 nt
Organism: Paramisgurnus dabryanus
Lineage: Eukaryota; Metazoa; Chordata; Actinopteri; Cypriniformes; Cobitidae
Gene: sost
Product: sclerostin
Biological process (GO): negative regulation of BMP signaling pathway; negative regulation of Wnt signaling pathway; ossification
Molecular function (GO): BMP binding
Source: RefSeq, a predicted model, not a curated record